This is a messenger RNA of Acanthisitta chloris (rifleman), 4580 nucleotides long. RefSeq names its product discs, large homolog 5 (Drosophila) (gene DLG5). The transcript is spliced from 22 exons. Gene Ontology annotation, molecular function: protein binding. NCBI's taxonomy places the organism in Eukaryota, Metazoa, Chordata, Aves, Passeriformes, Acanthisittidae. The annotation marks the transcript as partial. The record is from RefSeq and is a predicted model, not a curated record.
AUGAAUUUAGGAGAUGGAGAGUUGGGACCCACUCCUCUGGCAGGACCAAGGAGUCCUACAAGAAAUGGUUAUUCCAGUGUUGCUCCUGAGGAGUUGGGAGUAGGACUGCUUGGAGCUGGUGCUGGAACCUCCCUCCACUUUGUGCCUCCUUUCCCUGUCCCUCACCAAGUGUUGACUGAUGCCUACAAAACAUUGACUGGUGGGCUGGUGAGAGGAGUUCAUGAGCAGGAGUGGGAAUUUUCUGCUAGUGAGGAGCUGAGAGACUGUCUGGAGGAAGGGUGUGAGAUGGGAAGGUGGGAUGUGGUGUCCUGUAGGAGCAAGCGAGAAGAAAAGGGGGCUAGAAGGCUGUGGGGUACAACUGGUAAAGCAUCAUCUCCACCACCUGUAAUAGACACAAGACAGAUGAGUGAGAAGCUGGAGACUAUAUUAUAUCAGCUCCGUCAGGUGACUCGAGAGAGGGAUGAGCUGCGCAAGCAACUUGCACUUUCAUCUCCUGGAUCAACCUUUGAUGACUGCAGGCCUAGUCCAAAACCAAAUCAUGAUUAUGAACGACUGAAGAUUCAGUGCAUGAAGGCCAUGUCAGACCUACAGUCUCUGCAGAAUCAACACACCAAGACACUAAAAAGGUGUGAAGAAGCAGCAAAAGAGGCAGAUUUUUAUCAUACAUUGCACAGUCGACUGCUGAGUGACCAGUCACAGCUGAAGGAGGACAUGGAUACCUUGAAGAGGAAAAACACUCAGUUGGUACGAGAACAUAAUCAUCUCCAGCAGUCAUGUGAGGAAAUGAAAAGGCUUCACGAUGAGGAUCAGAAAGAGAUAACAGACCUGCGCAGUCAGCAGCAACAGGUUAUGAAGCAAAAUGGAUCAUCAGAGAUAUUAAAUAAACUUUACGAUACAGCAAUGGACAAGUUAGAGGGUGUGAAGAAGGAUUACGAUGCCCUAAGGAAACGGUACAAUGAGAAGAUUGCAAGUCACAACACAGAUCUGAGCCGCCUAGAACAGGCUGAGGAGGAGAACAGACGUCUUCAGAAACAGAUCGACAUGUUAAUGAAGCAAAGGGACACAGCAAUUCAUUUUCAGCAGCAAUAUUCAUCCUCUCUGAGAAGGUUUGAAUCGGUACAACAGGAACUAAGCAAUGCCACAGCACAAAACAAAGAGUUGCAGAGGGAGAUGGAGCGAUUACAGUCAGAGGUGACAAGGUUCAAAACAAUGCAGCUGAAGGCAGCAAAAGAUGCAGAAAAAUACAAGGAAGAAAGGGAUUCAGUUUUCAAUGAAUACCGCCUCAUAAUGAGUGAGAGAGAUCAAGUAAUCAAAGAGGUGGAUAAGCUUCAAACGGAACUGGAGCUUGCAGAGUCCAAACUGAAGAACACUUCUUCUGAGAAGCGAGUGGCCAGUGAAGAGAUGGAAGCUUUAAGACAGGAGCUAAACUCAGCUCUAGUGGAAAGAGAUCGAGCAAUUUGUGAGAGGAAUGAGUUACUGGAAAAAUACUGUCAUGAAGUGAAGGACAAAGCUGAGGCCCAGAAGGAACUUGACCAAGCUUGCAAGGAUAUAGAGACAGUGAAGGAAGAAAGAGAUGUUGCCAGGAAAGAGAGAACAGAAGCUAUUAUCCAGAGAGACCAUCUACUAAGGGAAUAUUAUCAAGCCCGUCAGAUACAAGAUUCUGCUACCCUAGACAUAGAAAGAGCAAACAAAGAAAUCGAAAUGCUUCGGAAACAAUAUGAAGCAAUGUCACAAGAACUAAAGGAAGCUGUGCAGGAAGCAGAAGUUGCCAAGUGUAGGAGAGACUGGGCCUUUCAAGAGCGGGAUAAGAUUGUUGCAGAAAGGGAAAGUAUACGAACGCUGUGUGACAACUUAAGGAGGGAGAGAGAUCGGGCUGUGAGCGACUUGGCUGAAGCUCUUCGCAAUCUGGAUGACAUGAGAAAGCAGAAAAAUGAUGCUGUUCGUGAACUGAAGGAACUGAAAGAGAAGAUGGAGAAUCAAUUGGAAAAGGAGGCCAGAUUUCGUCAGUUGAUGGCCCAUAGUUCCCAUGACUCAGCCAUAGACACAGAUUCUCUGGAAUGGGAAACAGAAGUGGUAGAAUUUGAAAAAGACAGAGAUGACAUGGACUUGAAAGCACUUGGUUUUGAUGUGGCAGAAGGUGUGAAUGAACCAUACCUCCCUGGAGACUGUGGGAUCUUCGUUACCAAAGUAGACAAAGGAAGUAUUGCUGAUGGUCGGUUAAGAGUGAAUGAUUGGUUGCUGAAGAUAAACGAUGUGGACCUUACUAAUAAGGAUAAAAAGCAAGUUAUAAAAGCUGUUCUAAAUGGAGGAGGUGUUAUUAAUAUGGUGGUUCGAAGAAGGAAGUCGUUAGGUGGGCGAGUGAUAACACCUCUUCACAUCAAUGUUUCCGGGCAUAAAGAUAGUGGGGUCAAUCUGGAAAAUGGAGUAUUUGUUGCUGCUGUUGUGCCAGGAAGCCCAGCUGCCAAAGAGGGUUCUCUUGCUGUGGGAGAUAGAAUAAUUGCUAUCAAUGGCAUUGCACUAGAUAAUAAGUCUCUUACUGAAUGUGAAGCUUUGCUACGAAACUGUAGGGAUUCCCUUACUCUGUCACUGAUGAAGGUUUUUCCUCAGAGUUCAUCUUGGAGUGGUCAAAAUAUAUUUGAAAAUUUGAAGGAUUCAGAAAAAAUGUCAAACUGUAGGGUUCAUGCAUCAGAGAUACAGGCCCAAAAUAAAAGAAAUCUGAAACUCAACAGCUCAACCCAGACUGACAUUUUCAAUCCAGACAUCAUGGAUGGCAAGAAGGACCAGAGUGAUCAGGGCAGCACUUCAUUUUGCGACCACAAGACUUUCCCUAAUAACACACUACGAGUAGACACUCGUAGGAACACAGUGCACAGUUGCCAUAGUAAUUCAGAACACAGUCUCAGCUCCUUCAGCCCAGAGACAUAUGGGGACCAAGGCUAUGGAGCUGUUGACUUGGACAACAGGAGACUGCCUUAUGAACCUUCAGGAACUGACUGUAUAAUGGUUGAGACAACAUUUGAGAAAGGACAUGGAACUAAGCAUAGUGGUGGUACCUGGCCAAAAGUCAUGGUUAAUAUCUCGGCAACAGAAACAGAAAAGUUCUCUGUGUACAAAAAGCCAAAACAAAGGAAAUCUAUCUUUGAUCCUGAUACUUUCAAAAGACCACCCACUCCUCCCAAACUGGAGUACCUUUCCCCUAAUCAAGUGACAGGACAUUCACCUCAGCCAUCAAAAACUGAAGUGGCUUCAACACCUCCAACCCCUCCUAAGAGAAGUGACUCUAUCAAAUUUAAACAUAAACAGCAGGCAAGCUCUGCAUCAGAGUCUACGGUAACAACUGGAUCACCACCCACCAGCCCAGCCACUGCCCAAGCUCCAGUUCCCUUGGCACUUAAACAAGACUCUGCUACUCUCAAGGGGCGCAGCAGGAACACUGGGCAUUAUUAUCGGGAGGAGGGAAUUGACUGCACUCAUCUAUCUUCAAGGAAAUCCUGUGAAGAUGACAUUGGCUUUCAAAAAGUUGAAGAGCCAGAGAUUAAAAGACCAAGGCCAAAAUCAGCUCCUGCUCUGCGGCAUAAAAUGACCCCUAUGCCCAUUCCUAAUCCAGCACUUCAGGUGCAGAAAUAUGCUCCAGCCAGUGAGGAGCAUCUGUCUCCAGAGCUACAGGAAUGGACACCAUAUUCACCAAAACGUUCUGCUAGGCACAGCGAUGGUUUUGUGCCUGCUGCCUUAUAUACUGGUGGCAUGUCAGCAGCAGGGACGGUACCAAGAAGCUUAGCACCAUGCCCUGCAGUGACUGCUGUCAUGAGAAAUCCAAUCUAUACUGCCUGGAGCCAUAGAGUUCACACCAGCAAUUGCCCAUCAGUUGCCAGCCAAAUAUGUCAUCAGCAUCUGCAUCCCAGUUCCCAGCAUCAGGGUCGCCUGAGUUUGGACCUAAGUCAUAAACACUCCAAUGACUACUCUGAAAAUACUCGUACAAGAGCUUCUCAUGGUUCAAAUUCAUUACCAUCUAGUGCCAGACUUGGUUCUUCGAGUAACUUGCAAUACAGAACAGAACGAAUUAAGAUCCCUUUAACACCAAGAUAUCCAAGGUCCAUGAUGGGCUCUGACAGAGGCUCCUUGUCACACUCUGAAUGUAGCAGUCCCAGCCUGAUAACUCCUCCCCAGUCACCUCUUAACUUGGAAACGUCUUCCUUCACCAGCAGCCAGUCUCAGAACUCCCUUUCUACGUUACCUAGGAUUUCCAUUAGCCCAGUGUCUGUUGGAGAACGUAGAAAAGAUAGGCCCUACAUGGAAGAACCACGUCAUGUUAAAGUGCAGAAGGGUUCUGAGCCACUAGGGAUUUCCAUUGUGAGCGGAGAAAACGGUGGAAUAUUUGUCUCUAAAGUAACAGGUGGGAGCAUUGCCCAUCAAGCUGGCCUUGAGUAUGGUGAUCAGUUACUAGAGUUCAAUGGAAUAAAUUUGAGAAAUGCAACAGAGCAACAGGCUCGACUAAUCAUUGGACAGCAGUGUGACACUAUUACUAUUCUGGCCCAGUAUAACCCACAUAUGUAUCAGCUUGGCAAUCAUUCACGAUCAAG